AACGACAGACGGCAGUGCAACGGGAGACGAGGGGACGCGGGGUCCAAACAUCAAAGGCAUGGUACGUGUCGGACUCCUCUAUGAUAUCGCACCGCAAUUCGGUCCUCAACUUACGAAAUAUCUAGUCGACAUGCAGCGCUUCUUCACGCAGAG
Amoebophrya sp. A25 is the source of this 153-nucleotide messenger RNA. The record is from the annotation of a GenBank genome assembly. NCBI's taxonomy places the organism in Eukaryota, Dinophyceae, Syndiniales, Amoebophryaceae.